Molecule: messenger RNA, 1839 nt
Organism: Periconia digitata
Lineage: Eukaryota; Fungi; Ascomycota; Dothideomycetes; Pleosporales; Periconiaceae
Source: the annotation of a GenBank genome assembly
CGCUUGCGCCGGCCCGGCCUUGUUGUGGUCUGGCUGGCUGGCUGGCGGGCUUGUCUGCCAGUCUGUCAGGACUAAUUUUCUUUACCAUCUUUUCUUUCUUCUUCUGCUUCAUCGUUGAAUGAAUCAAUGAAUGAAUCAAUCAAUCAAGCAAGCAAGCAAGAAUGGACAAGGGACAAGGCACAACGGUGUGCUGAUGGCUGAAGGCUGACCUCGGCGGCGCUCUACCUCACAAAGAAACUGUAGAGAGUGGAUUGCGUCAGUCCAUUCAUCUAUUGAUUCGUCCGUCGCCUCCUGCUCCAUCUUGGCCGUAAGUGGUGGUGCAGGCCGGCGAUGCGAAGCUCCGAGUCGUGCACGCGUGUACCUAUUUUCUCAAUCAAAACAUGCAAUGGAUGAAUGGGUGAAUGAAGGGCAAAGGGGAAACCGAAUCUUGGAUGUCUUUGCUGUAGUCUGAACUCGGAACCGCGUGUCCCCCCCAAUCAGUGGCCAUGCGGCUCUCCUGACCCGCCGCCGUGGUGCAAGCGAUGAGACAGGAAUUUGGGGAUUUGGCCAUGCCGACCACCAGACAGGAAGGCCGGUAGCUGCUUUGGGCAACGAGGCGUUUGUUUUUUAUUUUCCUCUGCUUUCUUUUCGCUCUUUGCUUUUGCUUUUGCUGGCCUGCUGCGCUGCCUCAAACCGAAUCCCCCCUCGUGCGGUCGCGGGCAUAUUGUGAUUACGAUGCCCAGGAUCCAAGGAUCCAAGGCUGGCCGGGGUGGGAGACUCUUCCCAAGCAGGAGCAGGACAGGGCAGGAUGGGUCGGGACUGGCGCCAGCGAACGAACCAUGGCCCGCUAGCCCUGCACGGUCGGGGUCUGGCCAGUGUUGGCCACCGCGAGCCGCAGGACAAAGCGCUGCUCUUGCUGGCGGCUGCUGCUGCAUCAGAGAGAGAGAGAGAGAACACUCUCGCUCUCACGCGCCAGCCUGCCACGCUCACCAUUGUUUACGAGGUGUUCCAAAAUAGCCUGCCUGCCAUAUCCAUUCAGCAAGAAGCAAUCAAUAGUCGUGUUUUCCUUUUUUGCCCUCACUCUCUGCUCUGCUCUGCAUCCAGCUGUACUGUAUGUAGGCGUGCCCGGCCGGACCCACGCGCACCCGAAUCGCCUUGUCUGCUAAGCAGCAGCUGCAAUAGCAGCAGCAAGACGACUUGCGUGCUCACUCACCCCCUCCCUUCGGCUGUCUCGAAUCGGCGGCAGAGCGACAAAUGCAGCAACAGGCUGACAUGGGCAUGGGCCAAAGCUUCGGCGACCUGGCGGGCAGUCCUGGCUCCAAUACGCGACCGUGCUCCUGGCUCCUCCAGCUGACCAGAGGCUCGUUCCCUUCAGGCUGGCCGACUCAGGGCUAUCAACGUAGCCGAGAGACGCCACGACGGCGUAGGGCGCACAUGAUGCCUGCUUAAGCGGGAGGGGCUGCUCCUGUGAGAAGAUGGGAACAAAGAAUCCCUAGGUACGUACCAAUCCGAUCGACGGCUAUCGAUACCUGCCUGCUGCCGGGUUCAGGGUUUGUGUGUGCUCUUGGCUUGUGUUGUUCUUCUUCUCUCUGUCCCUCUCCUCUCUCUCUGAUCACGGUGCAGCGCAGCGCCGCGCAUCCAUCAUCCGUGCAUGCAUACAUGCACAAAGGCGAACCGCGGGUGUGCUGCUCAUGUGCAUGUGUGUAGCGAGAGAGCCAUCGCGUUUAGAGCAGGCAUGCCGCCGGCCAAGACGACGACGACGAUAUCAUCAGCAACAGCAGCGUCAUGUCAAUCACUCCAUCUCAACUGGAUCCGUGCGUCGCCGUCACCGCCGUGUGCUGGGCUGGCCGGUACGGUGUC